Phaeodactylum tricornutum CCAP 1055/1 is the source of this 5457-nucleotide messenger RNA. RefSeq lists its product with no specific name. Lineage: Eukaryota; Bacillariophyta; Bacillariophyceae; Surirellales; Neidiaceae. The record is from RefSeq and is a predicted model, not a curated record. The transcript has 2 exons. Bases 1 to 5286 code for a protein of 1761 amino acids.
AUGAAGGGAAGAAAUCAGGAUGCCGAGUCGGGCAAGCUGCUUCAGCAGAUCGUGCGACAAUUUAUUAGCGAAAGCGUUCGUAGGCCCCACGAUGCCGCAGCCGACGCGUUUGGAAAGCAUCUGGCGGAAUUUUACACCACUUCCGGGCAGAUUGCUUUGUCGUCGGAAACCGUCUGGCGAGCGCUUUGUCAGAAAAACUUGCAUUGUUCGAUCCCAACAGCCUUUUUUCAGUACUUGACUGAGCGCAUUCUACAAGUAGAACCUGACACGGACCCUGGGAGAGAAGCCAUGUCUUUCUCAUUCCUAUCCUCUUGGACGCUGCACAUUGAAGAAGUCGUUCGAGAACAGGAAAGAGGCUAUACAGCAUUGUCUGAAUGUUUAAAGUCAUAUGCCACCGCGCUGGUAUAUCGAUCGGAAGACUUCCCGGAUUCCGCCAUUCUCGAUUCUUACCGCCGACUUCGACUAGUUUCGUCUCGCUCCUGUCUUAUCGAUGAAACUGUUGGGCACGUAAUGGCUGAACCUCAGCGAUUCGUCAUCAUGUCUUCCCUAUUGGCUGAGAUUUGCUUGGAUUUUCAGUCACCCAUGACCGAGAAAGUCUUGUUCACGCAACGACUAGGGCGAUUGGCAUGGGCAACCCUAGAUACGUCAUCCGAAAUCACCGCCUGCAUGAUUGUCUGGAUGAUGACAUCAUUGAAUCUGCUCAUUCUCGGCGUUGCGAAUCUAUCCUCGAGGGAGGAGCAGAUUGCCCAAUUGAAUUUAGCCCAAUCGUGGAUAUUGGAACUGCUUGCGGUAGCUCAGGAGGUAUGGUGCCAGACAGAGAAACCGUCGGUGCACGUAAGACUGCGAAAAUGGUUGUACGAUCUGGUAAGCAACGUGCUACUCCGGCUAGCUAACCAAGUUCCCCAGUAUGCACCGCAUUUCUCGCCAAUUGUCGGUGCUUUGCAUCCGCUCCUGGAGGAGGCUGGUUUGGUGGCCGACAUGGUGAUGACCUUUCGAUUGUGUGUUUUGACCCUGCUGACGUCCGGCACCGAGAGCCAAGCAUUGAUCCGAAUGUUGGCAAGCCUCCGAUACGAAGACCAGUAUAGUAGGUCGAUUCUUCAGGUCCUGACAUCAAGCCAUUUUGACGAAGAUGGCAGACAAAGCCUUGCGCAGCAUCUUCAUCAUUCGUAUGGUUCACUUGCUGGUAUCUCGCAUGAAGAGGACCCAAAGUUUCAUCUUUUGCGCCUUCUAAAUGAUCCCAGCGGCGCUUUCUUCAGUAAUAUUGUUUUGAGGUGUGAUUUCUCGGCGAAAAGUCUGUCACCCGCUCAGCAGCUAGCUGUAUUGCUUUUUGGUGCUGCAAUGUUGGCUGACGAAGACAGAUGCGGAAUGGCUUUAACCUAUUUGACCGAGCUGGUUGCAUCGUAUCCACAUUUGGGUAUUCAGCUUGUCCCCGUCAUUGUUUCCCACAUCAAUGAAUCAUGCCUGAAAAGAGACUUCAAGCAAGCCACACGCAACUUAGAGUUCCUUUGUAGUGCUCUGGUGAGUGAUCCGCAUUGCGCACACCAUGUAUGGAACCUGGUAGGAAUUGAACUGAUGAAAAAAGAUUCGGCCCUGAGCCUCAGGAUCGCAGCGGUGCGCCUGUUCCCAAGAUUAUGCCGGUCAAACAAUCGCUUAUAUCGGCGCAUAAUUGACACUUUCGGCGCCUGCCUUGUCAACGAACCUAUUGAGCUUCGAUUGGCGGUAUCGGCUAGUAUCUGUGACUUAGCGAAAGAUGAUUUACUUCGUGACGUUUCUGACGUCAUUGGAUGGAUUCAACAGUUUUUAACAGAAGAUAUGACAUCACCAAUACGUUGUUUGCAGGUCCAUUAUGCCCUUUUGAGCCUUCACUAUUUGGUCAUUUCGGACGAGCUAGACUUUGAUGUUGUCAUUAAAGUUAUCAACAAGCGCCUGUGCUCUGUUCAUGACUACGAAGCAGUUUUGCAGCUUCCGUUGAUUGUAUUAGAGGCGUUGGUUCUCUUGCUUGGAGACGGUUCUUCCUCUAGUCCAAGCGACAAAGGCAGUAUCGAUGGAAACGAAUCGGCGACCGCAGCAGAGGUUUCUUUGCAGGUUUCGCUUGCCAUCGAUCUGCUUCUUCACAUCGGAAAAUCGCUGGAAGACGGUCAAGCGCAGCGCAGACCAUUUGAUGUAAACCGAAGCUCCACAGAGAACCAGCAAAGAUGUAGAAUCCGACUAGGCGUUUUAAAAGGGCUAUCUGCAUAUCCACUGUACUUCCUUGGAUUAGACGACUCGGGAAUGAAAUCCUUCCUAGAAUCAAAAGAGGACCCGAAAGGUAGGUCGUCAAUCCUUCAGUCAGGUUUCCGAUACAAAUUACUGGUUGAUAUUGUCAUCGGAGGAGUUGCGGAUACUUCACUUGAGAAGCAGUGUCAAGGACCGAAUCCAGCUGUAUGCCUUGCGAGAAAAAUUGUUAAUUUCGAAGAUAAUACACUGGGUUCGGCGCUGUGGCUUAAGGAAGGUCGUCGUAGUUCCAAAGUGACCAAACGACAUUCAAAAACCCUUUUUGCUAUCUUACCAACGUCGGAGUCAAUGGAUACUCUUCUCAGUGGAAACACUUCGGGGGCUGCCGUAGCUAUAUCCAGACUGAUAUGCGCUGACGGCUCGCAGCUGUCAAUCUUGAGGGAUAACGCUGACGCAUGCAUUGAGGGAUCUGAUCCUCUCUUUUUAAGCUUAGCUCUUCAAGGUUAUCUUCAUGUUGCAGCUACGCUCGUUUCAUUUCGGAGACCGGAGAUUGGCGACAUACUUGAAGAAAUUGGUAGCUGGUAUGAAGCGUUUGUAUCUCCCGAUGCUAUGUACCUCUCGCUAGCUGCGCUGUCGGUUUAUAUUCUAGCUGAUAUGCACGAGCAAUCAUCAAAGAGCAUACCGUAUGCUGAAGAAAUCUAUGAUUUAGUUUUGAAAGCAUUCAAAGAGAAACGAUUCCAUAAGGACAGCAUAUCAAAACUAGCGGUCAGCCUCAUCGGAGUGAAUUGCAUUCGAAGAGGAUCGUCCGAAUCACUUGACCAAGUGAUACUGGUACUUGAGCAUUCCAUACGAGGCUAUGGUGGACAGCAAGACUUCGGUGCAUACUACGGCCUAGCACUGAUUUCUCAGGCGCUAUCGACCUUUACGACCCCGAUUCAACUCGACGGUGUUCGUUCUCGGAUUUGCAGGACAGUCGGCUUUUUGAUGGAAGACUUGCUGGCAUGCUUCGAUGACGCCCAUGCAUUUUUCCGUGAUAUAGUUGCCUGCAUAAAGAGUGGGUCUUAUACCACUGAUCUGCUUGAUACAAUCCUCGAUGUAGACCGAAAUUCAAUAUCAGUACUCAUGACGAAGCAUGUGGUGGCAAGAUACUUGUUUUUUAGUUUGGCACAUUGUCUACCGGCUUUGAAACUUAUUGAUGGAAAGAUUUUUAUAGUUGUUCUGCAUGCAAUAGAAACUUUGGAAAGGGGAGGUGGAAAAGGGAUUGUCCUUCCAGCUAUUGCUCAAAGCUGCCAAGCAACAGAUUUGCUUGAACUGGACAAGCUAAAACCGCUUUCUACCCAAAAGACUGCUGCGUUCGAUAGCCGUAUGAGCAGCGACGCGGCCGACAUUGCGAGUGACGGCUUAGGCGACAUAUUUUACGCCGUAAAUGGGAAAUCCAAUAGACCGACCCUACACGUUGUUAGACAGCUACUUGCUGGCAAUAUCGAGCUUUUUGACGACAAUGCUUGUGUCCUGUCAUUGAUCGCCGUUGUGUCAAAAGUCUGUCUACUUCCAUUUCUCGGAACUUCUCCUUUUGUCCUUUCUCCUAAGCUUCGAGAAAAUGUGUCGCAAAGUGACUUAGAGAGCAUCGUGGAUCUUGUCUCCCAGGCAGCUCAGUCAGAAAGUGACUCCAAGUCCUCACGUAUGGCGCUUGUCAUGAUGAGCAUUCUCUCGUGCUUGAUGAAUGCUGAUGAAUUGUCCGCUGCGACAGCGCUUUCGCAAAAGAGCGAAGAGACGCAGGCUCAGAUGCCACCGACGAGAUCCUCAAAACAAGGCCUGGCGAUCAAUUUUUCGAAGUUGCCUUGUCCAAAAUCAGGCACAGCUUUGGAUGGCAUUAUGGAUGUGCUGGAAAAUGCCAGCAUCGAUCCUAUGAAUUCAGUCAACAGCUUUUGCGCUUCUGUGGCUGUGCUACAAAGCCUUUCCCUUCCAGAGCAGUUUGCGAAAUCAUUUAUUGAGCCGCUCUUGCAAGAAGAAAGUUGUGCUAUCAAGACCUCGUUGAUUGACCUGCUGCUUUCACAGAUACAAGGGCGAAGAAAGGUCACAUUCGACGGUCGCGAUUUCGUCACACUUGCCCUUCGCCUAUGUCUGGCACCAGAGAAGGAAAAGAAAAAUCAGUUUGGGGGAGUUCCGAGCUUCCAGAGGUUCGUUGAGGCUCUUCCGUUAUUUGCAAUGAAAUUGCCAUCAUCUUCCUUUGAAAAGGCAAUUAACGAGAUUUGGCAGCGUUGCGUUUCUGUCGAUGAAAUGAUGCCUUCUAUACUUGGAUCAUUUUUUACCGGAAUGAAAGGAAUGCUUUGCAGCACAGCCCUCUCACCCAAAGCCUUGAAUUGCAUGCGGCGCUUUGUGUUGACUAAGAUGCUUGCCCAGCUUGGCGAGAUGGACAUCGAAUCUGUCUUGGAGGUUUCCGCUCUCUCCAAUGCGCGUGUUAUCGAUGGAUACUCGUCAUGCUUGAUCAAAAUUCCUCUGCUGACGUUCGACAACAUCGGUUUUUUCGAUUAUGAUACUGCGGAUCGAGCGUUAUCCAGCUUUCAGGUACUGCGGUCGAUUGCUAUUCUGGAACUGGUAAGAAAUAAUUUUUUUGAGGAUGAUAGGCAACGGCUCGAGCUUGCCAAGAUGUCGGUGUGGAUUGCUGCAUUGCUGCCUUAUUCUCGAGAUGCGGUAGCGAAAGCAGGACUGCGUCGAAUCAUGUGCUCGUUUGCCAGUGCAUCAUCCAAAGCUAAAGCGGUGGCUAGACCUGACCCGCUGGCAGCGCUAUUUGAAAAUUUAUUGCAGAUGACGCCAGAUAGUAUCGUUCUUGGUCUAGACUGGCUCGCUGUAUCCAUGUCUAGUUGGUCCGGGGGAAAAGCUUCCGAUGGUGAAAUGACGCUAGGUUUCUUGUCCAGCACUGAUGUGCAUUCAUACAAUGCUCUACCACCGGCGGAUCUCGACCGGCUUUUCGCGGUUUUUCUCGAUGACCUUCCCUUCAAUCUAGGCUUAUUCUGUCGGCAACACAAGACUUUCGUCAUUAAAAUGGGUAAAUGUUGGCAUCGACUGUGAGACUCAAAGGGUGCUAGAGAAGGCAAUGUUGCUUUGUCGAACUGGGUUAGAAAAGGAAAACGUAAACACUAAGCUGGCAACGUCGUUUCUGUUGGCUGCAGCUUCCGCUGAUGCAAUAGCGUAAGGUAUCGCAUGACGUAAUAUGUUAUUUCUAAGAAGGCAACCCUCCUG